This is a messenger RNA of Acanthamoeba castellanii str. Neff, 1470 nucleotides long. Its product is annotated as cytochrome p450 superfamily protein. Gene Ontology annotation, molecular function: iron ion binding; oxidoreductase activity, acting on paired donors, with incorporation or reduction of molecular oxygen; monooxygenase activity. The record is from RefSeq and is a predicted model, not a curated record. Lineage: Eukaryota; Discosea; Longamoebia; Acanthamoebidae. The transcript has 10 exons. Gene Ontology annotation, biological process: sterol metabolic process. The coding region runs from base 1 to 1470 and encodes 489 amino acids.
AUGGUGUGGCUGUGGGUCCUGGGCGGUCUGGUAUUGGUCCUCGCCUUCCUCGCCGCGUGGCGUAAUGGAACUGUGGGGGCGGGGGCGGGAGAGCCGCCUGGGUGGGACAGAUGGUUCGUGCCGCUGGUCGGGGAGACUCUGCACUUUGCACGCGACACUGUGGGCUUCCUCUCGGCGAGGCAGCGCCGCUAUGGCAACGUCUUCCACUCACACCUCUUCGGCCAGCCCACGCUGGUGUUGAUCGGAGCCGAGGCGUUCGCCUUCUUGUACGAGGAGGAACGGAAGGGCCGCAUCGUGAGCGCCAACGCCCAGCUCCAGAUCUUCAAGGAGAUCCUGGGCGACAAGAUCCUCAACGAACGCGAGGACCACUCGUUCCAUCGCGCGAUGGUGACGCAGCCCAUCCUGGGCCGCAGCACCCUGCAGGCCAUGCUGCCCAAGAUGCAGGCCAACCUCGCCCGCCGCGUCGAGCACUGGGUCACACUCGGCACCUUCGAAUGGUACACGCAAAUCAAGGAGUGGGCGUUCGACAACGCCAGCGCGCUGGUGUGGGGCUCCGACAUCUCCCAGCCCUCCGACGAACGCCACCGCCUCUUCGAGAUUUUCGAGAGCAUGAACAAGGGCCUCGGCGGCUGUCUGCCCAUCAAGCUGCCGGGCACGCAGUACAGCAAGUGUCUCGAGUCGCGCAGGCAGUUCGGGGAAACGGUGGGGGCGCUGGUGGAGGAGCGGAGCCGGGUCAUCAAGCAGAAGGUGGCGGAGCUGAGGAGCGACGACCCGCUCCGUCGGAUCGAGUUCAAGGAGCUCAGCGUCGGCGACGACCUCAUCAACAACUACCUCUUCGCCCUCAUCAAAGCGCAGCGAGAGCUGCCGGUGAGCGAGGUCGUGGACAUCAUUGCGGGCCUCUACUUUGCCGCGCAUCACACCGUCACCUCGGGCCUCACCAACAUCAUGGUGGCGCUGGAGCAGCGUCCGGACGUGCGGCAGAAGGUGGUCGAGGAGCAGGAGACGGUGGUGGGCGACAGCGAGGACCGAUUCACCUACGAGCAGCUCAACAGCAUGGUCUACCUCCAGAAGGCACGGAUCAUCCGCAAGGUGGGGCCAGAGGACGUAGAAUACAACGGCUACACGCUGAAGGCGGGGCGGUCGAUCUACGCCAACAUCAUCCUCACGCAGCGCGACCCGAACCACUUCACCGACCCCGAGACCUUCGACCCCGAGCGCUUCUCCCUCGACCGCGCCGAAGACCAGAAGGCCAAGUUCGCCUGGGUGGUGUUCGGCGGCGGAGGGCACUCGUGUCUGGGUAUGAAGCUGGCGCUGCUGGAGCUGAAGAUGAUGACGUCGUACCUGGUGCGCGACUACGACUGGCAGGCCGUGCCCGGCCAGGACAUGCGGAUCGAGUGGGCCGCCCUCUCGCCUUCCCCCAAGGACCUCUACAAGGUCCGCUUCUGGCAGAAGAAGCAGCCAUCCGCCUAG